AUCCACGGUGUCAACAACAGUCGCCGCAAACAGAUCGAACAACACCGGCGCUUCCGACUUUGGAGGAUACUUCGCAGUAGAAACGUUCUAAAGAAACGAAUAAAGGAGAAGAAACUCGGUGAACCAUGACCGUUCCUUACCGACUCACCAAGGUUUUCUGUGUGGUCUCCUUUCUGUAUUGCCCGCAGAUGACAGCUGCCUUCGUGCCGGCGGCGCUGCCGUUCCCGGUAGUUCGGACCGGCAACACGAAGCAAUCGACCCAGAAACUGAACAUGAGCGUUCCCAACAACCUGGACGUUUUGACCUCGGGGCUGGCGUCUAUUUUCUGCCUGCCCCGUGGUGUCACGGUGUCGUCUCCCCCGGCGGGAACCAAUGGCAUUCGGAUUGCCAAGCUCUACGACGUCGAAAACUCGAAGGAGUGCCGUGGAGUCCGCGAGCGAAUCACCGAGCUGGACCUCGUCGUCGAGCAGGUCGUCCCGGUGGCUGCCGGUUCGAGCAACGCGGCUUUGCUGCCUGGGGGAAAGGCCCCCGUUUUGGUGGUGGCGUCGCCGCCGGCGGCCGGAGACGAGAAAGAAACACUCCGGACGAUCCAGGGCCGGGGAGCGAUUCUGGAAUAUUUCGACGAAGCCUUUGGCGGUGCGUCCCAAAGCAAUGCUGGGAGCAGCCAAGAGGAAUCGGAGGACGACGCCCUGGCCAUUGCGAAGGAAAAGCUCCGGCUCGCGGGUGUGUAUCUGGCGGGGUGGAUGCGAUCCGGGAGAGGGGAGGCCGUGUCCCCGUCCGUUGCGUCUCCAUCGGAAAAGGCCAACCGCCCCGAGAAGCCACUGGUGCUGUAUUCGUACGAGGGAAACCAGUUUUGCCGGCUGGUGCGCGAGGUGCUGACGGAACUGGACAUCACCUACGAGCUGCGCUCGGCCGGGAAAGAAUCCCCCCGUCGCGCCGAGCUCGCGUCGAUCACCGGGGGCUCCUCGCAGUGCCCCUACCUCAUCGACCCCAACACCGGGGUGUCCAUGCCGGAGAGCGCCGACAUUGUGGAGUAUCUGUACAAGACCUACGCGCUCUGGACCCCCCCGAGCGAGAUACUCGGCUGGGCAUCCACCAACGUGAUGGCCCUGGCCAAGCCCGUCUUUGGCUUUCUGGCCCCCCUGCAAGCAGGAGAAAAAGACGCCGAGUCCAACUACAGGGGCAACCUCGAGAGUGCAAGGCGCGAGAUCGAGGCCGAGGUCUCUAGGAAGGCCGUAGUUGUCUAUACCUACGAACUGUCGCCCUUUUCUUCCGAGACAAAAUCCCUCCUGGAACGACUCGGCGUGGAGUACAAGGAGAUAUCGCUGGGAAAGGAGUGGCUCCCCGGUUUGAUUGCCGAAAACGGAGCCAUCAAGAGGGCAGCACUCUUGGAUAUGACCGGUCAGUCUUCGUUGCCGCACAUAUUCGUCGAUGGCAAAUCGAUUGGGGGUCUCUACAGCGGAUCUCCGGGCCUGGUGCCCAUGUUAGAGAGAGGAGAGUUCUCCAAGGGAAAGCUAGCGAGGGAAACGUUUUCUGGAAUAGAUGACGACGCCGAUGCCUUUCAGUAGGGGCAGAUUUUUGUUGUGGUCGGGUCUCGAAGCUAGAUAAGAGUACGUUGCGACCUAUUGGUACCCCUAAAAUAGUUUUAG
Pseudo-nitzschia multistriata is the source of this 1649-nucleotide messenger RNA. The record is from the annotation of a GenBank genome assembly. Lineage: Eukaryota; Bacillariophyta; Bacillariophyceae; Bacillariales; Bacillariaceae.